Phycomyces blakesleeanus NRRL 1555(-) is the source of this 675-nucleotide messenger RNA. RefSeq lists its product as hypothetical. Lineage: Eukaryota; Fungi; Mucoromycota; Mucoromycetes; Mucorales; Phycomycetaceae. The transcript has 3 exons. The record is from RefSeq and is a predicted model, not a curated record. The coding region runs from base 48 to 446 and encodes 132 amino acids.
CAGACGUACACUCCAGCAGAUAUCACGCCAGUGGAGGGUUCAUAACUAUGGGCAAACAGUUUGUGGCAACUGUGGUAUUUACUGCCUUGCAAGCUGUGUCAAUAGGAGGGUCUGUUGAUCAACUUGACAGCAGCUCUGGUGCCCAUCAUUUUCAACGCCGAUCAAUUGAAGUAGAAGAAGAGUUGACCGAUAAUGAGAAAGUGUUUAUCUACAAGACCUUUCUUAUCUGCGGUGGAUUUAUUUUGGUUAUCAAUUCAUUCAUCAAGCUACUGAAUACAAAGGUUACAGAUAUCUAUGGAAAAAUCAUUGUUACUUCCCGAGUAAUAAACGCGAUUGUUCUUUGGUCCAUGUGUGCUCUUUCAUUUGCUAGCCUUGAUGCAUUUGUCCUGUUAUCUGUGAUGAUGGGCUCAUUAAUCUUCCAAGCUGCCGUUGACUUGCUAGAUUAGUUUUCUUUAUUUUUUUCCCUACUCCUUCUUACUCUUCUUCUUCCUCUCCUUUAUAUUAAUGAAGUCGGUCCGUUGCUUCAGCAUUAUUAGCAUAGUUAUUCAAUGUAUAUUUUGUUCUUAUUCCGAGGCUAUUGUCCCUCACUCUUUUUUUCUUCUGUCAUGAAUAUUAAAUCAUGUUACAGCACAAUAAUUGGCAUUGUAGUUGUCAUUAUUAUGGCAUCACAUAUAU